This is a messenger RNA of Xiphophorus couchianus (Monterrey platyfish), 2929 nucleotides long. It is a transcript of the gene rab40b, whose product is annotated as RAB40B, member RAS oncogene family. Gene Ontology annotation, biological process: intracellular signal transduction. The record is from RefSeq and is a predicted model, not a curated record. Bases 243 to 1112 code for a protein of 289 amino acids. The transcript has 6 exons. NCBI's taxonomy places the organism in Eukaryota, Metazoa, Chordata, Actinopteri, Cyprinodontiformes, Poeciliidae. Gene Ontology annotation, molecular function: GTPase activity; GTP binding.
UCUCUCUCUCUCUCGAGCUGGGAGGCGAGGAUCGAGUCCUCGAAGAUCCUCUGCGAGCAAGUCGGGGACCCGAACAGAGCCGCUCGCCGAGCUGUUCCAGCUGCAGACUGAGGGGGGCGUGGUGCGCAGGUAAACACUGAACGCGUAGACGACACGGGGACGCGCGUUUUUAUUUACCCCUCUUCCUCCGGGGGGAAGAGGAGGGAGAGAGCGCAGCUCGUGAUGGGACACGAGCCGCGAGGAUGAGCCACAGAACCAGAACCAGCCCGAUCCGAGCCUACGACUUCCUGCUGAAGUUCCUACUGGUGGGAGACAGCGACGUGGGGAAGGGGGAGAUCCUGGAGAGCCUGCAGGACGGAGCGUCCGAGUCCCCGUACGGGUACAACCUGGGAAUCGACUACAAGACGACGACCAUUCUCCUGGACGGGAGGCGAGUCAAGCUGCAGCUCUGGGACACAUCCGGACAGGGUCGGUUCUGCACCAUAUUCAGAUCCUACUCCAGAGGAGCGCAGGGAGUAAUCCUGGUGUACGACAUCACCAACCGCUGGUCCUUCGACGGGAUCGACAGGUGGAUCAAAGAGAUCGACGAGCAUGCACCGGGAGUGCCCAAGAUCCUGGUCGGGAACCGCCUCCACCUCGCCUACAAGCGUCAGGUGACUACGGAGCAGGCGCAGGUGUACGCCGAGAAGCUGGGCGUCACUUUCUUUGAGGUGAGCCCGCUCUGCAACUUCAACAUCACCGAGUCGUUCACAGAGCUCGCCCGCAUCGUCCUCAUGAGGCACGGCAUGGAGCGCCUGUGGAGGCCCAACAAAGUGCUGAGUCUUCAGGACCUCUGCUGCCGCUCCAUUGUCUCCUGCACGCCUGUCCACCUUGUGGACAAGCUGCCCCUGCCCCUCACCCUCAAGUCCCACCUCAAGUCCUUUUCCAUGGCCAACGGUCUCAACGCUCGCAUGAUGCACGGACGCUCCUACUCCGUCACCGCCGCCGCCGCCGCUCACCACAGCGCUGCCAAGAGGAGUGGAGGGACGCUUCUUAAAAAGCCAAAACUGAUCCGACCACCGCCGCUCAGCCCGACAACGCAGGGCUGCAGAAACAGCUGCAAAAUAUCCUAACGGCAGCGAACGCACCAACGGCUGUGGAUGGGACCGUGGCUGAGUAUGAAGCAUAUGUGAAGAGAAGAAACGGGAGACAAAAACUUUUAUGUUUGGAGAUGAGGAAGCAUCAAGUUGAACCUUUGACCAGAGGUGUUGGUGGCAAAUUACUGAACAGCUUCUUCUUCUGUUCAUCCGUCAUGAUGAGUUUAAAGAUAAUGUCAGGGAAUCUGUUCCGAGUCUGCAAUGUAAUCUAGUGUGGCAUUAGUAGACUAUUUAGUAUGGGACAAACACUCAGUUCAGACAACAUUUAAAUAUAAAAUAUAAAAAUCAAAAUUUUUUAAGGUGAAAUAUUCUCAAAACGCCAUCAAAGUUCAAAAUGAUCUAAUUAUAAAAACAAUGUAUUCAUUUUGCUUCCAACACAAAAUCAAAAAAAUGUUUUCUUUUCUUCGUGAGUUUGCAUUUUCUUUUAGAAUCUGUUUGUGAUUCUUAGUAAUUUACAGCUUUCUUGCGAUAUCCCCUAAACUCUUUUAACUUUAAUAAGAAAAGGUAAGCUUGGUCAUAUAAAAACCUGUUUGUCAAAAAAGAAAUCAAAAUUUUAUUCUGCAUAACUUCUCCCUCUUAUUCUGUUAUUUCCGCCUUUUUAGCCAUUUCCUCUGUAAUGAUGCCUACUGUUAAAAUGAAACGUGUACAUCUCUACUGUAAUCACCAAAAUUAGAGCUAACCAUUAAAAAAUAUAUAUAAUAUUUUUUUCUCUCUCAUGUUAGUGCUUUGCUUACUUUGACGAGUCGGGUAAGAGCUAAAUAAAUAAUUCUGGUUUCUGUAAUGUACUGUGGACGCAGCACUUUAUUCCACUUGAUGAUCAUCCAGAAGUUUAACGCUAACGCUUUAAGUGACGUAAAGUUGUCAUUUAUGUUUGUGCGCAGCAAACGUUUCAUUCGCAGUUAAACCUCACCGUUUGUUCCACAGCGACACCUGCUGUUUGGGAUGAAGACUGCAGCAUGUAAAGUACUGAUGUAAACAGUUAAAGUGAGGUGUUGUUUUGGGCUAAACAUGCAUUGAGUGUAAAACUAAUCUCCCCUUCCCAUUUUUUUAAUUUUUACUCAGAAUUGAUUAAGCUUUUUAAACAAUUUUCUAAUUGUACAUUAACAGGAACAUUGGUCUAAAAAAUCUGACCGAUUUUUUAAUGAUUUCAAAAGUUAUUUAAAUGUGAAUUAUUUCUCAUUUGUUUUACUUUUUAAGUUUUAAACACGACAACACUAUUUUGUUUACAUUUUAAAAAUCCUGCAAAAUUCAAAUAUGUUCAAUUGGAUUGUAGAAUGUGUAGAUUUUAACUCUUAAAAAGUGUAUCUUUGAGUGAAAACUCUUUUCUUAUUCAGUAUUAAUCUCUCUGUUACUGACUUUGUCACUUGAUUUAUGAAUGUUUGGCAAAUGUCACAUCAAUUUAAAUGUUAGCAACAUUUAGAGAUGUGUAAAGUUUUGUCAGUUGAUUUUUGCCAGAAAUCUCACCUACUCAGACUGAAAGCUGACGAAUAUUAUCCUUCUCGAAGGCAGAAAAUUAUACAAACUAUGGGGCAUCUUCUUCCUCAGGAGGUUUUUCUACGACACUAACAUGUAUCAAACAGCACUUUGACGCUGACUUUUUGCACUUCUCUCCUCUCGCACCGUUACUCUACCAGCAGCCAUUUUGUGUACAAUAUUUGUACGUGUUGUAAAUAUUCCUGUUUGAUAUGAUGAAGAACUUAUGUUUUAUUGUUUUUCAGUGAGACGUUUUUCUGCAGAAAUGACUGAAGGUUCUGUUUAUCCUUGAUUCACAAUAAACUUCACUACCUUCCACA